UAGCGAUCAUGUAUUAAUUACUUUUUUUGCAAUAAAAUUGUUACUAAGUGUAAGACUCAUUUGACUGACAGAUACUUAUGUAAAUGAUACCCCGGAAGAUAACGAUUUCACAAUAAACACCUACCCUUUAUAUUGAUAUAAAUAAUUUCGAAAUCAUAAGACUAGGUAAAAUAAAAUGGCGGAGACACCUGACUUUCCCUAACAGCAUAAAAACAAAUGGAUAUUAUAUGAUUUGUUAUUUUUAUUAAGGAUUACAAAAUGAAACAAGAAUUCCAAAGAAAUGUCAAUUCAGAGGACAACAGCCUAGGUUUUUGUGGAAACUGUUGCAUUGCUUUGUCAACAAUUCUCAUAAUUUUUACGUUUCCAUUCUCUUUAUGUUACAUAAUUAAGAUUGUACAGGAAUAUGAACGUGUUGUUAUAUUUAGACUUGGGCGGGUUAUUUCUGGCGGUGCUAGAGGACCAGGUUUAUUCAUCGUCUUCCCUUGCAUCGACGAAUAUGUAAAGAUUGAUUUAAGAAUGGUGUCCGUGAAUAUUCCCCCGCAGGAGAUAUUGACAAAGGACUCGGUUACUGUUGCCGUUGACGCUGUGAUAUUUACCAGGAUAUUUGACCCCGUCAUGGCCACAUGUAACGUUGCGAACGCUAGAUAUUCUACGUCAUUACUUGCAGCAACAACUCUCAGGAAUGUGCUGGGCACAAAAAACAUGGCGGAAUUAUUAUCGGAUCGGGAUACAAUCGCGGACCAUAUGCAGCAAAUAUUAGAUGAAUCUACAGAUCCUUGGGGUGUACAAAUUGAAAGAGUUGAAAUAAAAGAUGUAAGACUACCGAUACAGCUACAACGAGCAAUGGCUGCUGAAGCAGAAGCGUCAAGAGAAGCACUUGCUAAAGUGAUAGCAGCUGAAGGCGAACAAAGAGCAUCAGUGGCAUUAAAAGACGCAGCCGAGAUAAUGAUGCAGUCACCGACUGCAAUGCAACUCAGAUAUAUGCAGACCCUCGGCACUGUAGCUGCAGAACGGGAAUCUACCAUUAUAUUCCCAUUACCUAUGGAAACAAUGUUUUCACUUGAUAAAGUGGCUCAUCAAAUAAAGCAUACACCACUUCCAGUACAAAAUCAGGCAUAUGACAAUACCGAGGUUGCAUUUGACAAUACCGAAGUCGUACCUCAAAGAAACGAAGUCGUUCCUGUACGAAAACAAGCAUUUGAAAAUAACGGGGUCGCAUUUGACAAUACUGAAGUCGUACCUCCAAGUACUAAAGUCGUUCCUGCCAAUAUCGAAAUCGCAUCCAACAAUGCCGACGUCUCAUCUGAUAAUUUAGAAGUUGUAUCUAUCCAUACAGAAGUCACAACAUUGUAAGGUUAAAAACAUAUAACCAAUGAACUAUUUUCGGUCAGAGAUCUUGAUGUAUGGCGUCUGUCCUUGUUAUCUUAACAGUUUCUUAUAAACUUUGCCUGCUACGCUAGUAUCUUGAUAUUAUCAGUAUAUUUAAAUAAUUUUUUUAUUUUGUU
Molecule: messenger RNA, 1505 nt
Organism: Mytilus trossulus (common blue mussel)
Lineage: Eukaryota; Metazoa; Mollusca; Bivalvia; Mytilida; Mytilidae
Product: stomatin-like
Exons: 8
Coding region: 259-1353 (364 amino acids)
Cellular component (GO): plasma membrane
Source: RefSeq, a predicted model, not a curated record